Messenger RNA from Sphenostylis stenocarpa, 618 nucleotides. NCBI's taxonomy places the organism in Eukaryota, Viridiplantae, Streptophyta, Magnoliopsida, Fabales, Fabaceae. The record is from the annotation of a GenBank genome assembly.
AUGGCAGAGCUUGAGAGUCCUACUGUUAUGCCUAAGCUGAUAUGUUUUCUCUCUUCUCUGCUCAAAAGGGUCGCUGAAUCUAAUGAUCUUAACCAGAAACAACUCCUACACCAAAAGAUCUCAGUUUUCCAUGGCUUGACUCGACCCACCAUCUCAAUUCAAAGCUACCUUGAGCGAAUUUUCAAGUAUGCCAACUGCAGUCCAUCAUGCUUCAUUGUUGCGUAUGUCUAUCUUGAUCGCUUCACUCAAAGGCAACCCUCCUUGCCUAUCAACUCCUUCAAUGUGCAUCGGUUACUCAUCACCAGCGUUAUGGUGGCUGCAAAAUUCAUGGAUGACCUGUACUACAACAAUGCUUACUAUGCAAAAGUUGGAGGAAUCACCACAGUAGAGAUGAACUUUCUUGAGGUGGACUUCUUAUUUGGUUUGGGUUUCCAUUUAAAUGUAACCCCUGGCACCUUCCAAGCCUACUGUGCACACCUCCAAAGAGAAAUGCUGCUGAUGCAACCACUGACCUUUGCAGAUUCUUCCCUAAGUUUAGGAAAAUCACUAAAGGCACAUUUAUGCUUCAAUGAGGAUGAAUCUUCUUCCCAUCAAAAGCAACAACAAUUAGCUGUUUGA